AAAUAUGGAGUUCGAAGCAUUUGGAAGUCAGGGCUCCUCUGAACUGGUUCCAUGUAGUGUAUGCGGCAGAUCCUUCAAUCCAGAAUCUAUUGCCAAGCAUGAAAAGAUUUGUAGGAAAGCUGAUCUUGGUUCCAAAAGGAGGAAAGUAUUUGACUCUGGUAAACAGCGCGCCAAAGGAACUGAAAUACCAGUCAGCAAGACAAAUAGACCAGGACAACAACCAAAGGUCCGAAAAGUACCAGCACCUGUGAAGCAAUCAAACUGGAGACAGAACCAUUUAGAUUUUAUUAAUGCUAUAAGAUCAGCUAGAGGUGUUCAGCAUGCAAUGAAGACAGGUGGUCCGCUUCCUCCUCCGCCUCCACCGUCCAUCAAUCCAGAUUUCAUUGAGUGUCCCACAUGUCACAGGAGAUUCAAUCAAAAAGCUGCAGCUCGUCAUAUGCCAUUCUGUGCAGAGAGAUCCAAGACAUUUGGAGCACCUGUUAAACCACUACAGAAAAGAGCUGCAGCCAAUCUAGAUGGAAGUAGUACAGGAGCUAGAAAAGCAUAUGAUAAUAAAGUCGUGAGAAAAAAGUCGGGGGCCAAUCCUUAUGCCUACGCCGAUACCCAGAUGUACAAUACUACUUUUGGUCAGCCAGGUGCACAGGAGUAUCCAACCAGAGGGCAGGCAUUAAACCAAUCACCAGGCUCUUCAGCAAGGCAGAGAUCCCAGAGAGGUGGAGGCAAUGUUUCAGUUUCUCGUAAUGAGGGUGUCGGCCCUAAAUAUUCAACAGCCAGAUCAGCUAGUACAUUGAAAUCAGGAAACAGACAAUCUCCAGCUGCUGCUAUGGCAACACAACAUAGGGCCAAACAGUCUGGACACAUCAGGUUUGCUGAUCAAGAUGGCGAAAUGCUAGCGUCUGACAUGAGAAAACCCAGUAGUGGGCAGGGUAACACUAGCUGGUAUGGAAAUCAAGGCACCUACCGACAAACGAAAGCAAGUCAGGCCCGUCAGCAAGCAUCACAAAAACGAUCUGUUCAAGCAAAACCAGAAGCUACAUUUGAAACAACUACGCCACUGGAUGAGAAUUUCAGAACGUCUUCGCCAAAUAUGACAUCACAAAAUACAAAAUCCCCAUCAACAAGUGCAGUUCGCAGGCUACCACAAAUGUCACCACGCAUCAACGCCACUCUGAAUGGAAAUGCUGGUGGUGGAAAACCUUCUCCGUUUUGUCAUGAUUGUGGUACAAAGUAUCCCGUGGCAGAGGCACGAUUCUGCUGCAGCUGUGGUUGCAAGAGGGCAUAUAUUGGUUGAUAUUGUCCUUAUUUAUUUCUGCGUAUAUUUGCUAGCUGCCUUCCAGGGAGCCUAAAGAAGUUGAUAUUGCCUUCAUCAUAAGGCAUUCUAUUCAUGUAUACCGUACAUGUAUAUUCUAGAUUCCUUCCAAAGAGCCUAUAUCAGUUGAUAUUGCCCUCAUCGUAAUGCAUUCUGUCCAUGUAUAUUUUGUAGCCAUCUUCCAGAUCAAUAUUUAUUGACAUUGCCUAGUUAGUUUAUUCUGUAAUGUAGAUAUUUUCUAGCCUCAUCUCAAAGGACAUUAUAUCAGUUGAUAUUGCCUUACAGACAGUCUUUGUGUAUAUAUUUUGUAGCCUUCAAAGUUAAUAUUGUGGAUAUAUAUUCUGUAAAUGUAUACUUUUUAUUCUAUGCAGUCUUCUAUUGAUACACUAACGUGCCAAGAGACUUUGAUUCUGUGUUCACCCACUCUAUAUAGGGCUUUAUACAGAUAUAUCAGUAAAGUGUAUUUAAAAUUUGAAUUUUUUAUAUUAAUGAUUGUAAAGUGUAAAUUCAGAAAUUCAAUCACAAAUACUGGAUUAAAAUCACAGUUUAUGUAAAACGAAAGACAGAUUAAAGGGCGAUGGUCGUUGUGCCAUGCAUGUACGAUAUAUGGGUCUCAUAUAAACAAAGAUGGCGACUUUGACUGUUGCGCAGAUCAACGAGUACAAAUUGGGACAUUAUCAAGCUUUAAUUGGGUAAUAUUCAGGUGAUUGGAAGGUAUCCAGUAGGCACCGGUGGUAAUUAGUGCAAGACGCACCAAGGUCAAAACUCGUACUCAUGAUUACAUUCUAAAAAUGCAUUGGAUUGUGGGAAAAUCAAUGUUUAUCAGCACAAAAGUUGCACAUGCUGGGCGCGACGACCACCACCCUUUAAUAAGGGUAUACAACAUAAACAUUGGUCUCCCUGGUGCAGUCCAAAAAAUUGACAACCUCUGAAUAUACUUUUGAUUGAUUUAUACUGUUCACUGGCAUACAUACUGAUUGAUUCUGAUCAUGAAAAUAAAAUUCCUGCGCGUCAAAAUACUGUGUGAUUUAACAAUUUUAUCAAACUUUUUAAAUAUUUUGAUUUUGUUUAUAAUGAAUAUUUAUCUUCACUUCAAAAAUGCCUUGUGAAAAUACAGCUGGAAUAGCUUUACAAAGCAAAGAAAUGGUACUCCAGUUUACAUGGCGAAGCUUUGUAGUUAUAUUAGUAUACUGUAGAAUACUUUAUUUUUGCUUGGAAUUUAUUUUCACUGAAGGUAUGCUUCAUUAAAAAUAAAUUCCAGCGAAUAUACAUUUUUCCUAUAUUUCACAUUCAACUUGUCAAAAAUCCAUGAAAUUAAAUUCCAUACAAAAUGACCAAAAUGAUUUUUCAGCGGAAAUUAAGGUAUUUUACAGUGAUAGGAACACGCCAUAUUUUAUAUAUAACUUAAACUGUAAAUACUGAUGAAUAUUUUUUUAAGCUGUAUAAUCUAUUGCUAGCAUCAUUUGCAAAUUCUACUUCCAGCACAGUGAUUAUUUUAU
Saccoglossus kowalevskii is the source of this 2808-nucleotide messenger RNA. RefSeq lists its product as uncharacterized. The record is from RefSeq and is a predicted model, not a curated record. Lineage: Eukaryota; Metazoa; Hemichordata; Enteropneusta; Harrimaniidae.